UAUUCUUGGUGAUUCCUGCUGUUAAUUUCGUUCGAACGUCUGCGCUUUGGCCGUGUUCUUCCUCAAUGACUCCCGCCAACUUCACUGCAGUUGUAUUCGUCACGCGGAAAUCGGGCAUUUCUCCAGCUGAAUUUCAAGACCACUGGGACAACAAGCAUGUUCCUUUACUAAAACGCCUUACCGGAUCGCGAUUUCCCUUGUCUCAUACUCGGUAUUACCUGAAGCGAGAUGCCACCCCUCCUCACUACCCAGUCACGGCCCUGGUGGGCGACUCGGCCGCCUUCACCUACGAUGGGUUUGCGAUUCUAACCUUCAAGAGUGAGGCAGCCUUUCAAGAAUAUCUACCGAUUGCGAGUCAUCCCGAGGUGAUGGAGGAUGAGAAACAAUUUGUACACCUGGCCGAGCUGAAGGCUGUCGCUCUGGCUGAUAUUCAGACAACUGUAUCUGAGCACAGUUCUUGAGAAUGAAGCUGGGUAUUUUUAUAUUGUUCAAGUCUUCAUUUUAUCAUGUUCUGCUCUCU
Blastomyces dermatitidis ER-3 is the source of this 520-nucleotide messenger RNA. RefSeq lists its product as uncharacterized. Gene Ontology annotation, molecular function: oxidoreductase activity. The record is from RefSeq and is a predicted model, not a curated record. Bases 66 to 461 code for a protein of 131 amino acids. The transcript has a single exon. Lineage: Eukaryota; Fungi; Ascomycota; Eurotiomycetes; Onygenales; Ajellomycetaceae.